AAAUAUAAAGAACAAGUCGUCGAUCAUUUUCCUUCAAAUAAAUUCCCCCUAUCUACUGGUGGUAAUAAUAUCAGCGCUAACGGACUAACCAAAACUAACGUACGUUAAUAUCAAAGUCGUCGUAGAGACUUCAAAAUUUGAUGCGUUACCUUGAAACCCAGAGCAAAAACAGCGUAGUAUUACUUGAGUGUUUUAUUUAAAAUGAGCGCUAUUAAAGCACUAUUUCAGGAAUGUAUUUUAACAGACAAACGCUCCGCACGCGUACAUGCCUUAACCCAGUCCAACUUAUCGAAACCAAUCGAAAUACAUCCAUCCAUCGAUCGUACCAUCGCACUCUUUCGUUUAUUUCAGUCGGUUAUAGUGAUCGCGGUUUGAUGUUCUAGCUUUGAGAAUUGCAGUUUUUGCUUUUCGUGUGAAACCUCUACCGUUACAAAGGUUCACUUAAGUGUAAGUAUGGCGAAUUUGUUUCGAGCACAUGGUGAAUUCUGUGCCACGCAUCCCUGGGAAGUAAUAGUAGCUACUGUUACAUUGACGGUGUGCAUGUUAACCCUCGAUCAACAAAACCCCGUUCCCCUUUCAAAGCCUUCUGGUUUCAAAUUAUGUACGGGAUGCAUACAUGAGGCAGAAUAUAACGCCGUCGAUUUGAUAGCAAUGACUUUAGUGCGUUGCGUUGCGGUCUUGUAUUGCUACUAUCAGUUUCGAAAAUUACAUAAACUUGGAUCGAAAUAUGUACUCGGUAUUGCUGGUUUGUUUACUGUAUUCUCGAGCUUUAUAUUCACAUCGACCUCUCUCAAUUUACUAAGGAUACACGUAAGCGAUCUUAAGGACGCGCUUUUUUUCUUUUUGUUGCUGAUAGAUCUAAGCAAAGCCGCCACACUGGCUCAAACCGCUUUAAACGCUUCGAACCAAAAAGAAGCUAGGACUAAUAUAGCCAAGGGCCUUGCGGUCUUGGGACCUGCCAUAACUCUCGACACCGUUGUCGAAACACUAGUAAUAGGUGUUGGGACACUCUCAGGAGUCCAGAGGUUAGAGAUGUUAGCAUGGUUUGCUUGUUUGUCAGUAGUGGUUAAUUAUGUGGUAUUUAUGACGUUUUAUCCGGCUUGCCUUUCGCUGAUAUUAGAGUUGUCUCACUCAACGCGCGAGCAAACUAAAGAGUCUCUCAUCGUUCUAUUCAAAGAAGAAGAAAACGCGAAGGCGAAUCCAGUAGUUCAACGCGUAAAACUGAUUAUGUCUGCUGGAUUGAUGUUAGUUCACGUCCAUAGUCGGUGGCCGUUGGGUGAGGGCGCAGUGAACAAAAUCGCGUCUAUAGUGGAACGAACACAAAACGGUACAGAACAUGCCAGUUUCAUUCAUGGAUAUUUAUUAAGGUGGAUGACGCUCGGCGCUGACCACAUCGUAAUACUAAUCCUUUUGACGGCGCUGAUAAUAAAGUUCAUACUGUUCGAAACCGAAGAAGACGCUCCGGAUCAUUUGCACGCUCGUUAUAUGUCUGAGAAGUCGGCAAAUGUCAGGAAAUCGUCCCAAAUGGCGCCGUUGGACUUUAUUAUAUCCGAAGGUAAACGCAUUACUUCCGAAUGGCGCAAAGGUAAAACAUUUCCCAAUUCAGAGACAACACUUCAAGACAAAGAGGUGCAAACGAUUUCCGCCGUAGAAGUGGCCAGCGAUCGCUCCUCCGACUCGGUUUUGAUUUCAAAAGUCUGCAGAAGCCUUGAGGAUUGUUUAAAGAUAUAUAAUGAUCUCGAUUUAGGAGCCACGGAACUGUCAGAUGAGGAAAUAAUUUUGCUGAUUAAAAACAAAUACAUUGCUUCCUAUCAGAUUGAAAAGGCGGUGGACGAUCCUGUAAGAGGGGUCGGAAUCCGAAGGACUAUAUUAGGAGGGGAUCUCAUUAAAUUGCCGCAAAUCUUGGAAGAUUUACCAUACAAAAAUUAUGACUAUUCAAAAGUAAUGGGCGCUUGUUGCGAAAAUGUGAUCGGUUACAUACCGAUGCCUGUCGGAUAUGCGGGACCGCUUAUUCUAGAUGGGAAAGAACUUUAUGUUCCCCUAGCUACAACCGAGGGAUGCCUCGUGGCGAGUACCAACAGGGGUUGUAGGGCUCUUAAGGAGUGUGGCGUAACGAGCACCGUGGUCGGGGAUGGAAUGACCAGAGGUCCGGUAGUGCGAUUUCCAUCUAUACUUCGAGCAAGUAAAGCCCUGAAAUGGAUGGAACAGGCGGAGAAUUUUGAAAAACUUAAAACCACUUUCGAUUCCAGUAGUCGAUUCGCUAGGCUCACUAGAAUAACGACAAGGAUAGCGGGAAGAUUUUUAUUCAUAAGAUUCGUCGCCAAAACGGGUGACGCGAUGGGAAUGAACAUGCUCUCAAAAGGUACCGAAUAUUCUCUAAAACGUGUUCAGAAGGAGUUUCCGGAUAUGGAAAUUUUAAGCCUUAGUGGAAACUUUUGCACCGAUAAAAAACCAGCCGCGAUAAACUGGAUUGAAGGUCGAGGUAAAUCGGUAGUUUGCGAAGCCGUUGUCCCAUCUCGAGUCGUAUCCUCAGUAUUAAAAACCAACGUUGCUGCCUUGGUCGAUGUGAACAAUUCCAAAAACAUGGUGGGAUCGGCGAUGGCGGGCAGUAUAGGAGGAUUUAACGCCCACGCCGCGAACAUUGUUACCGCCAUUUUCAUAGCGACCGGGCAAGAUCCUGCCCAAAACGUCGGAAGCAGUAACUGCAUGACUCUCAUGGAACAUUGGGGACCAGCUGGAGACGAUUUGUAUAUCUCUUGUACCAUGCCCUCAAUAGAAAUAGGUACUUUAGGAGGGGGUACCAUGUUACCGGCUCAAAGCGCUUGCCUAGAAAUGCUCGGAGUGAAAGGUUCCAACUUAUCAGAACCUGGCGCCAACGCUUGUCAACUGGCGAAAAUUGUAUGCGCGACGGUUUUGGCAGGAGAGCUUUCUUUGAUGUCGGCGUUAACUGCAGGCCACUUGGUAAAAAGCCAUUUGAGGCACAACAGGUCCACUACGGUGUUGCCGCAAAUUGACCGCAACCAAAAUGUGUUGCUACCACCUUGUCAGGACAACAUGUAGAAUUAAAAUUGUA
Messenger RNA from Cylas formicarius (sweet potato weevil), 3073 nucleotides. RefSeq names its product 3-hydroxy-3-methylglutaryl-coenzyme A reductase (gene Hmgcr). NCBI's taxonomy places the organism in Eukaryota, Metazoa, Arthropoda, Insecta, Coleoptera, Brentidae. Gene Ontology annotation, biological process: sterol biosynthetic process; isoprenoid biosynthetic process; coenzyme A metabolic process. The transcript has 12 exons. The coding region runs from base 454 to 3060 and encodes 868 amino acids. Gene Ontology annotation, cellular component: peroxisomal membrane; endoplasmic reticulum membrane. Gene Ontology annotation, molecular function: NADP binding; protein binding; hydroxymethylglutaryl-CoA reductase (NADPH) activity. The record is from RefSeq and is a predicted model, not a curated record.